AAAAAAGGUUAGGACUUUAAUAGAAUGAAUGACUGACACGGAUUCAUUUCAUUGUCUAUUUCAGCUUUUCUCUAGGGAGUGUUUGAAUGGUCCACUUAGCUCAACACUCAAGGCGGCCUGUGAACGGAAACUCCAUAUAUGGUCCUAACGGUCUCCACUCUGAUUGGUUCUCUGGCUGCAGCGACAGACUCGAGCCCAAACUACAAUGUCUCGAGCUCGUCCGGCAGCAGCAGCAGCAGUUUAGCAUCGCCUACCGGAGACAUACCCGCAUGCAGUCAGCGGUCUCCAAGCUCACUCACGAGCGCAUCAUCAGUAGACAGCAGCACGUCUCAGAAUGUCUGCGGUGAAACAGACUGUCCACGGCAGUCUGCCUUUGUUCCUACAGUGACUGCGAUCUCAGCCUUCUCGGAUCUGCAGUGGAUGGUCCAACCGACCACCGUCAUCUCAGCAUCUGCCUCCCCCUCCUCCCCUUCCAGCAGCGCAAAGCCUACAAGAGCUCAUGGCGCAACCCAGUCAUCUUCAAGAGCGGGAGGGAACACGGAACAAUCCACCAGCACGAGAGGGAAAAAACAGGCGACAUCAGAAGAGGAUGAGAGGAGGAAGAUCAGGAGAGAGAGGAAUAAAGUCGCAGCGGCCAAGUGUCGCAACAGACGGAGGGAGCUCACAGACACCCUGCAAGCCGAAACUGAUCAGCUCGAAGAGGACAAAGAGGCCUUGCAGACAGAGAUAGCCCACCUCCUGAAAGAGAAAGAGAGUCUGGAACAGAUCCUAUCCGCCCACCAGCCAGCCUGCAAACUAGCCGCCGCUGAAGACAACAACGUGGAGGAAGACAUCGACGAAGACAUCGCCGAUGACAUCGACCGCAUGCUCCAGGACCCUCCGGAUUCCCCCCAGCUGCUCUCCAUCUUGGAGAAUGAAGACAAACUCCAACUCCCAGAGGGAAAUGCAACACUAGUGACUGUAUCCGACACUCCUUCACUUCAGGACAUGGAAACUGUUGUGGUUCCCUCGAACAUCUCCAUCUCUGCGUCAGCCAUCUUGGGUAACUCCAACAUCCUGCUGUGCUCCAGCGCUGAGGAAGAACCCAUGGACGACCUAAACUUCGACCAGGAUGACUUAGACAACCUGGUCCCUAGCCUGGAACUCAACAUGGCUGUGGCCCCUGAGACUGCCCCGUCUGUUCCCGACAUCGACCUCCUCGGAGGCCCCUUCUGCCUCUCAGACUGGGAGACCCUGUACAAGUCGGUGGCCAACAAUCUGGAGCCCCUCUGCACCCCCACGAUGAUGACUUCCAGUGACAGUCCUACCUGUAGCAGUUACCGCUCUGUGUUUAGUUUGAAUUACACAGAGAUAGACUCUUUGGCGGGGACAGGAGUUGCAACUCCAGCUCUGAGACCCUCAAAUGAGGUGUUGGUGGUAGAUCUGAUUUGAUGAACCGUAAUCUGAACUCUCCCACACUGUUGACCUUGUGACACUGUUAUGGGACUGGUGGGACAUAUACAUAUAGGGCUAGUUUCCCCCACUCACAGAUUGAUCCUUAGUCUUCGAUUAAAAAAGCAGUGUCCAAUGAUGAUUCUCCUUUGAAAGUGCCUCUUUAGUCCAGGACUAGGCUUAAUCUGCGUCUGAGAAACACGGCCCUUGAGGUUGAUAUUGAACCAAUAAGCUAUGGUCUAUUCAUCUACCCC
This is a messenger RNA of Oncorhynchus kisutch (coho salmon), 1685 nucleotides long. Its product is annotated as proto-oncogene c-Fos. Gene Ontology annotation, molecular function: RNA polymerase II cis-regulatory region sequence-specific DNA binding; DNA-binding transcription factor activity, RNA polymerase II-specific. The record is from RefSeq and is a predicted model, not a curated record. Gene Ontology annotation, cellular component: nucleus. Gene Ontology annotation, biological process: regulation of transcription by RNA polymerase II. NCBI's taxonomy places the organism in Eukaryota, Metazoa, Chordata, Actinopteri, Salmoniformes, Salmonidae. Bases 139 to 1431 code for a protein of 430 amino acids. The transcript has 5 exons.